AUGCCAACUGCAACCAAGCGUGCGGACAACGCUCCACCCAAAUCAAAGCGCCGCCCAUCUGCAACCGGUCGCUCGGAAUCGGGCUACUCGCGCCGCUCCUCUAUCGGCUCGUUCAAGACCGCUACUGGCGCUUCUGAGCACACACCUGGCAACUUUGCCUCGGAGGAUGACGAGGACGACGAUGAUGACGAGAUUGCCUCUGAAGGCGAAGAUACCAUGACCCGCUCCAAGAACGGCCGCCGCUCCGUUCUUUCGAAUGGCGCAGAUGAGACAGAUACAAAGAGAGCCGCAGCUGUCAGGGACGAUGAGGACAGCGACUCUAGCAACGAGUCAGAUGACGAGCCCGCCAUUUUCAACACAAAGCCUUCCAGCGAAACAAGCACUGCGCCCAAGUCUCCACCCACGUCUCACGAAGACGCUGCCUCCCAGGACGCUUCUAAGAAGAAUCGACGCAGCGCUCUACCCUCCAAGUCCUCGCGUCGUGAUCUCCUUGUCGCCGACAGUGCACUCUCUCCGGAGCGCCGAGGCGGCAAGAGCGUUCGCAAUUCGUACGCAAGCCACCUCACCUUGCCCUACCAGCGCUCCGACGCAGGCGAUGGACGCGAUGCAUCCAAUCGUCUCAGCAAGCUGACUUUGACCGGCUACAACGCGCGCUCCGAUUCCCGCGCAGCAAGCCUGAUCGGGGGCGACUCGCCUGUCAAGGGCGGUCGCGACGCACGCAAGCGCUCCGAGUCGGAACGAGGCGGCAGCAGAGCCAGCCGUCUUCUACCCGCCGCCUCGAUGAACGACCUUGGCCGAAGUGGACGUUCUUCGUUCCAGUCCACCCGCGAUCACGCCAUGCGCGAUCACGAAUCUCGCUACGCAAGGAGCCUGAUGGAACCCAGGUCUCCCUCCAAGAGAGAGCUCCUAUCGCCCGGCGGCGCUGGCAUCUACUCGCGCGACUCUGAUCGCUUCAGUAUCACCUCGCGCGGAACUGCCCGCAGACCCGCUUCCGUCGUUUCCAAGAUGCUCGAUGCCGAGAAUCAGGUCUAUGCCGGCACCCGCAUCCGCAAGUACAUCGAGCCCCAGCUCAACGAAGCCAUGCGACGUGUCAUGAAGCAGUUCGCCGGCCACAACUUGCAGGACCACAGAUGCAACGGAUACCCCAUCGCGGUCUUUGUUGGCGCCACUGCGAUCGACACUGGCAGCAUCAUCCAGCCUCACGUCUCGGGUGCCGUCUCACUCUACUUUGGCCCCGGUCACCCCAAGAACAUGGCUUCGGUGCUGCCCGACGAGGAUCGCUUCCCGAGUCACAUUCCCAACCCCAAAGCGCCCACGCCGACCUCGCUCUCUCGUCGCGCCGAGCUGCGCUCCGCCGUAACGGCACUUCACACCAUCUACGAGCUCUACCAGGGCCGUGCGUGUGCUCACGUCUGCAUCGACUCGGCGUACGUCGCCAAGGCUUGGGGUGCCUGGAUCCCCACGUGGGAGGCUAAGGGCUGGCCCGGCGAGGAUGACGAGAGGGAGGGCGAUUACGAUCGUUGGGAGGAGGAGUACAGUCAGAGACGCAGGGGGCAACGCAGGGCCUACGACAAGUCUGGCGGUCGAUACAUGGAUCUGCCCGACGAUCGACGCAGAGGAGAAGGCUACCGCAGCGAUGGCAGCCGAAACCGUGACUCUCGAGUCUCUCGUUCUCGCAGCAGCUUCGACGACCGCCGUGACUGGCUUUCGAGCGAUCCCUACGAUGGCGGCAGGAGACGCAGCGGCGCCCCUACCUCGUCCGGACGACGAGGAGGUGACUACUCUUCCGAGGAGGAGGACUCGCCUCGCCGCUCUUCCUCUCGCAACCGUGGCAUGCGCCGAGCCCCCGGUCAACGUCUGGUGGACGAAGAUCUCCUGCGCGAGCUCGCCGAUAUUCGCUACGAAUUCGCCCGCGUCGAGCGUGACCGCAAGGGCUCCGCUCACUUCUACCUCAUCGACCGCAGCAACAACCCUGCUGACCGCAUGGCGCGUGCCGUCGCCAAAGCCGAAGGGAACCCGCUCAAGAACGCUGAUCAAUUCGAUUCGCGCUCCGAGCUUGGCUUGCACGUCGACGAGGCCCGUCUGUCCGAUGACGAAGUGCUCGACGACGAGUACGAUGAGUGGCUCGAGACGCGUAGCCGUAUGUCGGGCACGUCGAGAGCCUCGCGCCGCGGAGCAGACAGGAACAACAGUCGCAACAGCAACCGGGGCAGCAUCGUCUCGAGCGCCAGCGGCAAGCUGCGCAAUGCGACCUCGAUGCCUGCGGGCAAUCUGAGGGGAGCGAGGAGGCAGCUCGACACUUUUGCCGAGGAGGAUGAAGACGAUCUGGCGGCCGAUGCCAAGUCGGUGAGAUCGGCGAGGACGUCCAAGUCGGGGAGGUCGGGGAGGUCGAAGAAGUCGACGCGAGCCGAGCGCGAGAGGGACGACUACCGUGCUAGGCAAGAGCAGCUCGAUGCGAAGGAGGAGGUUGCUGCGAGACGGUCGACGAUGCGCGGUGGCCGUCUGGCGCCCCCUUCUGCUUCCGAGCGAGGCGGUGGCAGCGGCAGGUUGUCGCUCGACUCACGUCGCGAUCGCAUGUCGUUUGAUCUUCCCGACGAUGCCCCGCGCCGCGGCUCGCUCGACACCAGGCGCAAGGUCUACAAGGCCAAAUCGCAGCCCGAGAUUCGCGAAAAUCCUGGUACACAGAGCGUCCGCAACGCGCUCGCUUCCGCCGCUGUCCUCCCGGAAGACGAGGAGGAGGACUACGUCCCGCGCCGCUCGCUGCAGAUCAGCGACUCGUACUCGCGUGGUCCGCGACACCCGCGUAGCCGGCUCAUGUCUUCCAACAGCGACUAUCCGGAGAUGGACGACCUGGUGCCUCCCACUCGUGGAUGGGAUGGCGGCUCGGUCUACUCACGCCAGAGUGUCGACGGGCGACGACGCCAGGUGCCCGAAUCGCCUCGCUCGACGCGCAAGGCCGGUCGUGCGCGCGACAUUCCCGAAGAAUCCGCCUCGCCGCAGAAGCCCAAGUUCGGACUCUUCUCGAACCGCUCCACGCCAUCGCUCCGUGCUCCGGCGCCCGAGGACGCCGACUACAACUGGAAGCCCAAGUCCAAGAAGAAGAAACAGCAGCGCGAGUGGCAGUCGACCACGGCGAGGGAUUAUGCCGAUGGCGAGAAGAGCGGCUGGGACGAGGACCAGGCGCAGGCUAAGAAGGGAGGCUUCUUCAGCCGGAUGUUCGGUCGCAAGAAGUGA
This is a messenger RNA of Kalmanozyma brasiliensis GHG001, 3234 nucleotides long. Its product is annotated as Ribonuclease H-like domain protein. NCBI's taxonomy places the organism in Eukaryota, Fungi, Basidiomycota, Ustilaginomycetes, Ustilaginales. The transcript has a single exon. The record is from RefSeq and is a predicted model, not a curated record. The coding region runs from base 1 to 3234 and encodes 1077 amino acids. Gene Ontology annotation, molecular function: nucleic acid binding.